GUUUUUACCUGUCCUCCUCUCAGGGGGCUUCGUGCUGCUGGACGGUGAGACGUUCGAGGUGGUCGGGAACUGGGAGCACCCGGGGGAAGCGGCACCAUUUGGAUACGACUUCUGGUACCAGCCGCGACACAACGUGAUGAUCAGCACCGAGUGGGGGGCGCCCAAAGCUCUGGCCAAUGGGUUCAACCCGGACCACGUCAAGGAGGGACUGUACGGCAGCUCGCUCCACAUCUGGGACUGGACCAGCCACAGGAAGCUGCAAACGCUGGACCUUGGGGAAGACGGGGCGAUCCCCCUGGAGGUCCGGUUCCUCCACGACCCAGACGCCACCGAGGGCUACGUGGGAUGUGCUCUGAAGGGAUCCGUCUUCAGGUUCUACAAAACACCUGUCAGUACCACAGGGUUCUAGAUCCCAGUCAGACUUG
Molecule: messenger RNA, 425 nt
Organism: Notothenia coriiceps (black rockcod)
Lineage: Eukaryota; Metazoa; Chordata; Actinopteri; Perciformes; Nototheniidae
Gene: selenbp1
Product: selenium binding protein 1
Exons: 2
Coding region: 137-409 (90 amino acids)
Molecular function (GO): selenium binding
Source: RefSeq, a predicted model, not a curated record